Bolinopsis microptera is the source of this 2758-nucleotide messenger RNA. Its product is annotated as DENN domain-containing protein 1A-like. NCBI's taxonomy places the organism in Eukaryota, Metazoa, Ctenophora, Tentaculata, Lobata, Bolinopsidae. Gene Ontology annotation, cellular component: cytosol; intracellular membrane-bounded organelle. The transcript has 14 exons. The coding region runs from base 61 to 1839 and encodes 592 amino acids. Gene Ontology annotation, molecular function: phosphatidylinositol phosphate binding; guanyl-nucleotide exchange factor activity. The record is from RefSeq and is a predicted model, not a curated record. Gene Ontology annotation, biological process: endocytosis; endocytic recycling.
AGAUUAAUAUAUCUUAAAUCCUCUCAGCAAAGGCAAUGUGAUGUGAGGCUGCAGUGAAAGAUGACUGUAAGCAGAGUCAAGGAAAAAGCGGACAGGAUAUUUGAAUGUUAUUUACAGCUCGAAGUUGUCGAUGGAAAAAAGACGGUUACAUACAAGUAUCCUGACAAUUUCGACAAUCAGGAUAUUCUGCACAAUGUUCCGGUGUUCUGUUUCCCGAUCACCAACAUGCAGGCGGGCAAGUAUUUUGGUUUUACUAUAACGAACUGUGCGGAGUCAAUGUUCUCUUUUGGCUACUGCUAUACUACAUCAGCCACUACAGCUAUAUGCGUAGUCAGCUACCUCCCUUGGCACGACUUCUUCCACCGAUUUGUGCUGAUGGUGGAGAAGAUAAUGAACGUAGCCCAAUACAAAAGGAACGCUCACGAAAUUGUCGGCACUCUCUACCGCUCCCCUGUACCACCUCCUGGACCCUUUUCUUUUGAUGCCGGAUCUAUGCUCUGCAAGCUGUCUGUACCAGAUCACCAAGGGCUGGUGUCCCUCUCAGAAAACAGGAACCAGUCUACCCUCCUUCCUCUGCUCAACACACGGUGCCUCUACACACUCUACAUGGCCCUCAUCAUGGAGAGGAGAAUUAUUCUGGUGUCUGAUUCGCUGGAUAGGUGCUCAGCAGCCGUAUACGCUGCCCGGGAUUUGUUAUUUCCCAUGUACUGGCAACAUGUCUUCAUACCUGUUCUCCCUGAAGCUCUGAUAGACUACGUUGCGGCUCCAAUGCCUCUGUUGAUAGGUCUCCACAAGUCACUUGAAGAACGAGCUAGAAGAAUAUGGGGUGAAGAGCUAGUUCUAGUGGAUCUUGAUAACGAUGAAAUGCAGGUGCCUCCUUCAUUGCUGAACGAAGACAUGCUGAAAAUACCUCACAGCAUUGAGGAAAGUGUCAUGGAGGGGAUCAAGGGAAUCAAGAAAAUGUACGAGAAUGAUGAAACGAGGAAAAAGAUAGGAGAUAAGCUAUCUAAAAUGUUCUGCGUCACGCUGGUAGCAAUUGUAGGAAACUACAGAGGCUCGUGCAGAUUUGACAAUACAAAGAGUAAAACUUUCUCCUUCGACCAUGAUAAUUUCCUUCACUCCAGACCAGCCAAUUUACAAGAAAUUGUAACCAAACUUCUGCAAUGCCAGCACUUUGAUGAGUUCAUUCAGGAGAGGCUGCAAAUAAUCCAGGGGGUGAAACCACGUGACGCGUACGAGGAACUCUCAGUUGACUACUAUCAGACCGGAUCUCAUAAAAACUACCUCAAAUCGUGGAUAAAUGACGAGAUCGCUAAAGAGUGGAACCCUCAGAUAGCAAGGAUAAACAACGGGGCCUUUGCCAUCCAAGGUUUCAUGUCCGAUAUGAACAGUGGAACUAGAGUUUCCAGUCCAAAAAUGAACACCGGAAAGGAAAUGCCCGUGACCAGAACUGCUCCCACCAAACCAAUGCCGUGGCAUUUAUACAAGAAUACGUUACUGAACCUUCCUGCCUUUCUUAGGGACAACACACUUCCACCUCCGACCAUUGAUGAGAAGUUGUUUAACUUGAUGAUAGGAAACCUGGAUCAUAUUAAUUCCAACCCUUCCAUUAAUUCCAACAAACAAACUGGACAGGUUGAAAUGAGACGCUCUGCCACAAUAAGUCGCCAGGUUCCUGUUCAGUCCAGAGCAGUGCCACCUCGACCACUCUCCCACCACGGCUCACUUUCCAUCCCUCGAAACCUCCCUUCCAAGCCUCCUCCUCCUCAUCAGAACACUAACAAUUCCCAAAAUGAGGUUAACGUCGGACAACUUAUUUCUCUUGGCGAUGACGAUUAGUUGUUCCUAAAAACGACAAAUUGUUGUUCUUGACGUCGAGAUAUCUGUUAGUUGGUAUUUAAGAGGUACGGGUUUCAGUUUAAGAAUGAGUUGCGGAGUGAGAAGAGGGCUAGUUAGAGCUAGUUUAUAAUUUACACUGUUACAGUCAACUUGUUACUAAUACUGUACUAUUUUUUUGAAUGACAUGGUCUUUAAAUUUAAUGGAGAGGUAAAUUAUCAUGAUAUUGGUUAUGUUUUUGAUAGUAAACCAGCAUCUAUAACCUUCAUAUUUAGGGAUUAGCUUUUUUUUCCUGCUGCUUGUUAUUGUUCGGAGAGAAAGUUUAUUGAAUUACAUUUUCGUUGCUAAUUUGUGCCGUUUAGAAAUAGAUCUGAUUAGCGAGUAUUUUCAGGAACAGUAGCCUUGAAAUAAGAUUCAGUUUACUUUUUGAAUUUUUGAAUUUUAGCUUGAUAGGAUUUUCGCAUUUCAAUGUUUAUUUUUAAUUAUGCUGAGGUGAAAUCAUAGAUAAGAAAAUGUAAUAUUCCUACGCUACCAUUUUAUCUCUACUUUAGUCUCAACGUUGACCAGGAGUUUAGAUAAAUAUUAGGAAUAAAAUCAAGUUAAAAUUAUAAUCUUCCCUGAGUUUAUCCACUCAAAGUAUCUGUGACGCAUUUAAAAGAGAUGGACUGAAAAAUGAUAUACAUAGUUUAAGUGAUGUUAUUAAAAUUGGUUAUUAUAACAUGUCAUAUUGCAUAAUUGAUAAUACGAUAUUGGAUAUAUGUCUUGCGCAUGUGCUUGAAGUUGACUGUGCCGUUAAUUCCAGAAUUUUACUAAUCAGCAUAUACAAACGUCGAGCUAACGUUAUUUGUAAAUGUUUCAUUUUAGUUUUUAUAUGCGUGUUACUGUUAUUGACUUCUGAUUACAUUUGUUCGAAUUGUUGAA